AAUCGAUUAUUAGUGAUCCAUAAAUCGAUUAAUAAAAAUCGAUUAUUUUUUUGAAAUAAUCGAUUAUUAUAAAAAUCGAUUAUUUUUUCACAUCCCUAAAUAAUUGUCAAUUGGCUGGCAUGUCAUGGCGGGCCGUUCGUGUUGAUUUACAGAGCACUAAUUUCGCAUUUUAUUUUAUUUUCUCACGUAAAUUUUGCUUGAGUUUUGCAUAUAACAUAUACAAAGUAGUUUAAAUUUCUAUCCUGUUUCCGUUUUCGCAUUAAAGGACUGUCGGUACUGUUAUAAAACUAGUGGAAACUCGUUGGGAAACGCGCUACCCGCCGCUACUGUGCCUUUGGAUGAAAGAUCAUGUGACUUAGCAAACCAAGAUGGAAGAAGGCACUACCACAGCUGGUGAGGUUACACAACCUCCGCCAACUGACACGCAAACUGUUGAGGUGUCCACUGAAACGGAGUCUGAAAGCAAAGAGCCGGUUACUUGUGGUGACACAUUAAACCAAGAUGAAAGCGGUAUCGGUCUGGAAGUGGUCGACGAUGCUAAAGAUGUUAUAGAAGUAAAGGAAACGUUGGUGGAGAAUGAGCCGUGUGAGGUGAACGAUGAUGUGCGGUCGCUGGGCGAUCUGGACAGUUUGCCGGCGGGGGACGAGCUGGCGCUGGGUGCUGCGGGCAGCGACAGUGGGGUGGAGGGGUGCGGCCGCGCGCUCAGCAGCGGCGGCGGCUCGCGGUCGUGCGCCUCCAGUGUGGUCUCGUGUGGCUCCGGCUGCGGCUCUGAGAGCUCCUCCCUCGCCGGCGCGCCGCCCCGCCCCCGCCGCCGCGUCAACGUCACCGUCACCGAACCCAAGCGCAGCUCUCCCGUCGGGUCCUCCACGCCCCGCCCCGUCACCGCACCCAGAGGGCCAAACCUCGCGACCAGGGACCGUGCGAGGAGUAGAGAGAAACCGACUCCGCCUGAAAAACCUAGGCCUUUAACGCCUAAACCGCGAAUCCGUCCUACCACCGAUUUGCCUAAUCUCGUCCGCGAGAGCCCUGCAUUGCGUGCCAAACCUACUAAGACUUCCGCGGCUAGAUGCCGGACACCGAACUCGCCGAGCGAGGAGAAGCGGUGGCCAACGUGCGCGCCGCGAUUGUCAUCCGUUUCAGACGCUAGCGCCACUCGAGUGGCGGCUGACAAGUAUGGAACAUUACCGAGGAGACGAAGGGAAAACGACCAGGAAGGAUCGCCAAAGCAUGAUAUUACGCCGCCACAAUCGAGGCGACCCACCGUCACCCGGUCAGUGUCGUCGAGGUCAACAACGAAGACGCGAGUGAGGAUAUACGCGGAGAAGGUGUCACAGACUGUGCUCGUAGGAACUGAUGUUGAAGCGGCAUUGGCUGGACUCGUACCUAACAUUGAAAGUCGCGUGGAGGUGUCUCGCUGCCACCGCGGCGUGCAAGCAUCGUCUCGAGACGUGGAGCUGGCGCGGCUGACGGCGGCGGCGGCGGCGGCCGAGGCUGCGGCGGCCGAGGAGCGCGAACGGAGACAGCAGGCGGAGGCCCAGCUCGCUGCGGAGCGCGCCGCCCGGCUCGCUGCCAUCGCCGAGCUCGAGAGCAACUCGCAGCGGCUGCUGGAGCUCGCCGGAGCUGGCGCAGGCGCCGGUGCCGACGGGUGUCUACGUGCACUGGAAGAGCAGAUACGUGCGGCCGCCGAACUGGCGGCGAGACAACGUGCGGAGAUAGACACUCUGCGUGCGCACGCCGACAACAUGCAACGGGAGGCGUGUAGCGCCCGCGAGGCGGCGCGGCAGACAGAGGCGCGGCUCGCGGAGGCGGAGCGCGAGGCGGGCGAGAUGCAGGACUUCCUCGCCGCCGAGACGGGGGCCCUCACUGACUCGCUGCGGGACGCCGAGGCGGAGGUCGCGCGUCUCUCAGCAGAGCUCGACCGACGGCGCGCGGAGUGCCGGCAGCUGGUGCGCAUGUGCGAGCAGCGGCGGCAGGAGGCGCUGGCGGCGGCGGCGCGCGCGCGGGGCGGGGGCGCGGGCGCGGCCGCGGCGCUGGACGCGCUGGCGCGCCGCCUGCGCGCGCUGGCCGCCGCCGUGCUGCGCGCCUGCCAGCUGCCGCCCGACGCCGCGCUGCCCAGCGUCUACCACAACGACGCCUUCAGUCGUAGCGACAGUGGCGAAGCCCUGUCCCCCGAGGAGGAGCCCCGCGGCGGGCUGCUGGCGGCCGUGGCCCGCGCCCUGCGCGCCGCGCCGCCCGUGCAGUACGCGCCCGCGGCCGACGAUGAACGCUCGCGUAUCUCCGACGAUAAUGACAACUCCGCUGAUCUAUUGGACUCGGAGACUGAGCCCUGUCUUGUAACUGAUCCAGAAUAUGCGGAGGAGUGGUGGUCGGGGGCGGAGGGGGCGGGCGCUUGGAGCGGGGACGAGCUGUCGCCAGAGAGGGAGUCCUGUCCUGACGUCGACAAAGACGGCGAGUCAGCGUCGGUGUCGGAGCGGGACUCGCUGCGCAACCUGUCGGCCGCCAUCGCGCACCGGCAGCGCUCGGAGGCGGAGGACGCGGAGCGCGGCUCGCUGCUGGAGCGCGUGCUGGCGCUGGACAACCGCCUGUCCGAGCUGCUGCGGGCGCUGCGCCUGGCCGCCGCCGUGGCCGCCGCCGCCGACGACGCCGACACGCUGCGCCUCGCCACCGCGCUCAAGGACAAGAUAGACGUGACGGAGAAGAACGUAGCGGACGUGGUGGUCAAGAAGUUAGCAGAACUGGAAGCCAGCAAGAACCUGAUGGAGCACUACCGGCACUCAAUUGAAACGCUCAAAAAUCAGCUGUCACAACCCGGUGAAGAAGAUGAACUACAAUUAAUUGAAGAGGAGCUGUCGUCGUGCGACGAGGCGGAGCGGCGGCAGCUGUACGGCGCGCUGGACGCGGCGCUGGCGGCGCUGGCGGCGCGGCCGCGGCAGCUGCGCGCCUGGCCGCGCCUCGCGGGCCUCACGGCGCGCCUCGAGCGCCUCGCCAUGGCGCUGGCGCGCCCGCCGCCGCCGCACGCGCUGCCGCUCACGCACCACAUACACACCACCGCGUAACCUCCACCCUAAGGACAUGAGUAAUACGCAUACAACGGUGCCUCUCACGCCUUACAGACAUGAUGCCGUGAUGUUAUGUUGUUGUGUGGUUACCAGUUUAACGCCCAUGUAG
This is a messenger RNA of Pectinophora gossypiella (pink bollworm), 3168 nucleotides long. RefSeq lists its product as uncharacterized. The transcript is spliced from 12 exons. Lineage: Eukaryota; Metazoa; Arthropoda; Insecta; Lepidoptera; Gelechiidae. The coding region runs from base 369 to 3056 and encodes 895 amino acids. The record is from RefSeq and is a predicted model, not a curated record.